Messenger RNA from Trichobilharzia szidati, 1141 nucleotides. The record is from the annotation of a GenBank genome assembly. NCBI's taxonomy places the organism in Eukaryota, Metazoa, Platyhelminthes, Trematoda, Strigeidida, Schistosomatidae.
GGUUAAUAUGUUACGGCCAGAUGGUAUUUAUUCACUGUUUAUUCAGUGAACUUUGAAAUGACUGAUAACGCAAUUCUUCAACGUAGUGAAAAUUUAUACUCAUUACGUUUUGAUAAGAAGAGAUGGCUAAGAAAUCAGAAGGUCUAUGCAAACUCAUCCAGAAGAUAUCGGACAUUGGAACUAUUUGAUUUCAGACCCAAGGCCUUUCUGUAGGUCGUAGCUCAUUUAGAACGUUGACUUUACCAGUUCACUUGCUUACUUUUGCUUUGGUUGUGGAUUUCUGGCAUAAGUUUUCUACCAUUUGAACGAAUCUCGGGACUUCAUAUUAAGGUUUGUUCGUGUAAUCAAAUAUUUAGGUAAAAUGCCUUUAACUUCCAUCAAGAAACAUCUGGCCAGAGGUAAUCAGUUCUUAUCAGAAAAAUUAGGGGGAGCGAAGGGUACUGAUAAAGGAGCAGAAUAUAGACAACUUGCGCAGCUUAUUGAUUCAUACAAAGGGUAUUUUGAGAGUGCUCAAAGACGGGUUGUUGAUUGCUUAGAACCUAACCCAAAUGCACGCAAACGAGCAUGGGCUAGUUCAACUGUAAACAAAAUUCAAGGAACUUCAGGUGGCGAAUCGUAUCCUCAUGCGGAGAAGGCUCUGUCUGAUUGUUUUUCGGAAUACGGUAGACAGUUAAGUCAACAGCAUAAUUUCAGCCUUGCACUUCUUCGAUGUGGAGAAGCAUACAGUCGAAUUGUGGAGUCGAAAGAACAGUCGUUAGAUGAAACAAGAUCCGGUUACUUGAAACCGAUUUCAGAAACAUUGAAUCAGGAUAUCAGAGAGAUAACAUUGCUUCGGAAGAAAGCUGAAAGCAAACGAUUAACUUAUGAUCAUAGGAAACAUGUCUUAGAAAAAACCAACGCUCAACCGGAUGAUGCAUUUGAAGAGGCUAAAAGUCAAUUUGAAGAAGCCUUAACAAUUAGUUCAAAAGCAAUGUCAAAUUUCUUGGAUGGUGAAGUGGAACAAAUUGAAGCCUUAUCAAAUUUCGUUUCUGCUCAGUUAAGCUUUUAUCAAGAUGCUGCACGAAUAUUAUCUGAUCUGCGUGGGGAAUUGCAAACAAGAUUAUCUGAUGCAUUAUUUAGAAUGUUAUGUGAGAGGAGUUAA